Daldinia childiae is the source of this 2448-nucleotide messenger RNA. RefSeq lists its product as uncharacterized. Bases 1 to 2448 code for a protein of 815 amino acids. The record is from RefSeq and is a predicted model, not a curated record. Lineage: Eukaryota; Fungi; Ascomycota; Sordariomycetes; Xylariales; Hypoxylaceae. The transcript is spliced from 6 exons.
AUGGCACAUAAGUCGCAAACACCGCAUACCCCCCCGGAGGACUGGAGAUUCUCAGACGAUGACGAGUCUUACACCUUGGAAAAUAAGGUCACGCUUGAAUCCAUCAACCAGCGAAUGACCAUAAAUUUCCCCAUCGUCUCCAAUUAUGCUUCUCACUGGGGUCCUGUGGAGGCAUUCCGCGAACUCGUACAGAAUUGGAGAGAUGGGAUCAUCAAGUCCUUCGAGAUAGCUGAGGACAGCUUUCGUGUUACAUGCACGGAGGGCAUUUAUGGAAUCAUAUUCAAAGCUUCCGGGGCUAAGAAUUCUUAUCCAGGGCAAACCAAAAUACCGGAAUGCUUAGGAUAUAUUAGAUGGUUUAAACAGAAUGGAUUCGGCACCGUGGAAGUCACGAACAGACAAGCUACACUCCAACCCUGGCACCUUGACAUGGGAGGGACGAGCAAGCGUAAUGUCACAAACCAAGCGGGCGCCCACGGGGAAGGUCUCAAAGUUGCUCUUCUAGUUCUUCUACGAAGGCCUCAGAAUCAUGCGGUCCGAUGUCGUUCUGGGGGGUUUUCAUGGACCUUCAACUUUACUAAUCAACGAAGACUUGUUACCAGUCUUACUAGGAUGACACCUACCGCAAUCCAAAAAGCCCAUGAUCAAGCAACGAGCGACGUGAAAAACAACCUAGUACCCAUUGAAACUUCACCUAGCGAAGAUGUCCAGUUUUUCAUUGGCGGCAAUGGUACUGGCCGGGAUGAGAAUGGAUUCCCAACAAAAAGGAAUGAAGUCACAAAAGAACAGUUCAGGAAUUGGACCAAAUCGGCACUUUUCCUACAGAGUGUUGAUGACAACAAUAUUGUGAGAACGGAAAGGGGAGACUUAAUCCUAGACACUCGAUUCAGCGGAAGUAUCUACCUAAAGGGUCUAUUGCUGAAAGAAUCAAGGAAUGGUAGAUCCGCUAGUAUUACUGGGAAAAAGCUGCAGUAUGGAUACAAUUUUGCAGAUGGAGUCGCGAACCGCGAGAGAGAGUUCCUAACUCAUGCCGACGACGAAUUGACGGCUAUUUUACGCAUUUGGAACCGGGCCUUCCGUAUCCAAGACAACAUGGUCGCGAAGUUCCAUGAACUCCUUAACUCCGAGAAGCCAGAAUAUGCGGAUGUCUCACAGGCGGAGUAUUUUAUCUUCUCAGAUAUGAGAGAUUAUAUUAAGAAAUUCAUUCUUAAGGAGUUCAAGGACAAGUGGCUCUAUUCCGCUAAAGAGAGAAGCCAGAACACACGGUUUGACCAGAUUGUCCAAGGCUUGGGCCGCGAGGGUCUUGAGAUAAAAGACUCCUACUGGACCAUUCUAAAGGAAUGUGGAUUUAGAACGGCAGAAGAGGAGGAAAAAAAGCAAUUCCUAGCAGCCGAACCUACUGCUAUUCCGGAUACGGGCUUCGCCCAGUCCGUCCAUCGACUGAUUCGAGCUGGCCUCGACUCAUGCCCUCAGACCGCUGAUAUAUCUGUGCUAUUCGUCAACGCUGGCAGCGUAGGGCUAGACUCCUUCUACUCACCUUCACAGGGUUUAUUCAAGGUACACGAGAAGUGGUUGACAAUAAAAGGCGCAAGGGAUGAGUUGGGGAUUUCCAGCAGAAUCCUAGAAUCCUCUCUCUUGUUCAAUACUGCUAAGCGCCUCUUCGCCGAUGCAGUUACUCAAGUCCCGACGCAUGUGUUCCACGAAGGAAAUCGUUCUCGGUAUUGGUAUCGAAAGCAAGCGAUCAGCCAAGGUGACCAGAGAAUUCUGGAGUGCACUCAAAUCAAGCAGGAUUUACGAUAUAAGGUGAGACGCAACGAGGACUCAGACACACUCGUGGUCAAGUGGAAUCCUGGUACUGGGUGGCUUCCAGAAACUUCAAUCGAUAUUCAUUUCCACUUGGAGUCGACCUGUUCAUGUCUCAAAGACUGCCUUACGGCGAGGAAAGUUCACUCGAAGAUGGAGUGUUUCAUCCAACUCAACCACGCGCAAGGUCCAGUUAACACUUGUAUGGUGAUGACAGCUUCGUUCAGAUCUGGGUCCUGUGAGUUGGAAGUGAAGAAAGGAGAACAGUACUUUAUGAUACUAUCGAACCGCUCGGACGCCAGCUCAUUCCUCAUACACUCCAGCAAGCCGUCUGCCAUAGAGGAAGUGAAUAGUCUACUAUCGAAUACUACAAUCACCUCCAAGACCCCCCAGAAAAGCCUAGCAAGUAAUGGAGCGAAAACAUUUGUCCUCAAGGAUCCAAUCGGCUCCCUAGAUAUUAUGGCUCCUCGAGACUGGUUCACUAGUACCAACUCCAUCGGGACCGAAGCAGUCAUCGGUAUCGCACAAGGCGAUACUUUUCAGGUUAUGUCCCCGUCUAUGCCAACCGUCACGCCAACGCGCAAUUGGCAACGGGGCGACGGCUACAGUAAUGGUUCCCCCCGACGCGUUCGGAGAAGACUCUUUUAA